AUAUAAUCAGUUCACAAUCAUCACUACAAUAUAAUCCACUCACGCAGAUAUCAUAACAGGCUUCAACUUGAAUACAUUAAUACAACUUACUUGCUCAACACAUAUCAAAGUUACAACUUCGUCUACCUAACACACCAACAUCUCGCAUCAUCUAUCCUCUUUCAGAUGGCCACCACAAUGCGCGCAUGGCAAUUCAAGGCCUCCUCCGGCCCCAUGGAAAAGAAUCUUUCCAUGCCACCCUCAGGCCUCCCCAUCCCAUCCAUCAAAGACGAUGAAGUCCUCGUCGAAAGCCAUUCAACAGGUCUCAACGCAAUCGACUACAAGAUCCUCGAGCUUGGCCUUAUCACACGCCUAGUCUUCCCCUCUAUGACCCCCGGCUUGGAAAUCUACGGCCGAGUCACAAAAACCGGUAGCAAAGUAUCCAAGUUCCGCGAAGGCGACGUAGUGUUCGGCUCGAUCGGUCCCGGACCCAAACACGGCGCGCUGGCAGAAUACGUGCCAGUAUCCCAAGACGUACUCGCAAAAGCCCCAGAAGGCCUGAAGGGCGAUGAUCUCGUCGGCAUUUCUCUCGUCGGCAUGACAGUCUACGCUGGUCUAGCACCGUACGCGAAACCCGGCAGCAAAGUGUUCAUCAACGGUGGUUCUGGAGGCACGGGUGUAGCAGCCGUGCAAAUGGCGAAGAUACUGGGCUACCAAGUCACGGCUUCGUGCUCGACGGCGAAUAUCGAGCUCGUCAAGAGUCUAGGCGCAGACAAUGUAUUGGAUUAUACCACUGCGCCAAUCAUCGAGCAACUCAAGGACAGGGGCGAGGUGUUCGAUCUCAUACUGGAUAACGUUGGUGCGCCGGCGAAUCUGUAUCGUGCGUCAACUCCGUUUCUCCGGGCAGAAGGCAAGUUUGUGCAGGUGGGUCUGGGCGUGAGCUUAAGUGGUGUUUUGCAGCUGCUUGGCAACAAUAUUGCGAGCUUGUUGGGGUGGGGGAAGAGGGGGUAUGUGUUUGUCGAUGCAAAGCCGAGUACGGCGGUUUAUGAGCAGUUGGCUGCGUGGAUGGUCGAGGGCAAGCUACGCGCCGUUAUUGAUUCGACGUGGGAGUUUGGCAAUGUGCCAAAGGCGUAUGAGAAGUUGAAGACGGGACGGGCGAGGGGAAAGGUUGUGGUGCAUGUUAAGGAGGAUUGAAGGAUUUUGGGAUUUGAGGGGGGAAAAAUCCACUUGUUUUCUUUGAGCGAGAUCAUGUUUGCGAUAUCUAUUAGUUUAAUUCCGGGCAGAGUGAAUGUCCUUUGAUACAUUCUAUACAUCUUGAUUGGGUAUCUUCAAUUCUUCACUCGAAAACUGAACCUGAAUUUU
Bipolaris maydis ATCC 48331 is the source of this 1341-nucleotide messenger RNA. RefSeq names its product chaperonin 10-like protein. Lineage: Eukaryota; Fungi; Ascomycota; Dothideomycetes; Pleosporales; Pleosporaceae. Gene Ontology annotation, cellular component: mitochondrion. Gene Ontology annotation, molecular function: oxidoreductase activity. The record is from RefSeq and is a predicted model, not a curated record.